AUGGAGGAUCCUGACGCUGAAGAGACGCGUCACUUUGUCGAUCAGCUUAAUGCGAUCUCGGAAUCGUUCCUAGCCAAAGCUCCAAGUCGCGAGAAGAUCAGAAAACGACUUACCGAAUUAUGGAAUUAUGAGAAAUACAGCUGUCCAUCAAAACAUGGAGAUUUCUACUACUACCAAUAUAAUACUGGGCUUCAAAAUCAAUCCGUGCUUUACCAACAGAAGAAUGUGACUGAGAAAGGUGAGGUAUUCUUGGAUCCAAAUACGCUCUCACCGGAUGGGACCAUCGCUCUCGCUGACUUGGAAUGGACAAACGAUGGUUCGCUCCUCGCGUACGCUUUGAGCGAAAACGGUAGCGAUUGGACGACUGUUAAGUUCCGUAGUGUAGACAAGAAAGAUCUCGAGGACACUAUCACAGGAGUGAAAAGUAGUGCUCUCGCAUGGAUGAAAGACAAAUCAGGAAUAUUCUACUCCAAAUUUCCCGAUCAUAAGUCAAGUUUCGAUGGCAAGUCAGUGGAAAAAGACGAAAAUCAUUCACUUUAUUUCCAUCGUAUGGGCACUGACUAUAAGGACGAUGUUCUUGUCUACGAUCGUAAGAAUGACAGUAACCUCCUCAUUGCAGGAACAGUGACGGAAGACGGCCGCUUCCUCAUUAUCGACGUUUCUCAGGCAUCAUCUAAUAUGCUUUAUUAUUACGACUUAUCUUCAAUGAAGGGUCCUAUUGGGAGAAUCCACCCCACACCUCUAUUCGAUAAGUUGGACGCGCUAUACCAGUACGUUGAUCACGACAACGAUUCUAUGCUGAUCCUCACCGAUCACGAUGCUCCAAUGUUCAAGUUAAUUAGAAUCUCAUUGAAAGAUAAAUCAAUUAAAGAAGUCAUACCUGAAAAUCCUCGUCACAAGUUGGAUUGGGCUAGACCAGUUGCUAACGAUCGCCUUGUUGUCUCUUAUAUUGAAGAUGUCAAGCAUGCGUUAUAUGUGCAUGACCUCAACACGGGUUCACGAUUAUAUUCGAUCCCACUGAAAAUGGGGGAAAUUUCCGGGUUUUUCGCAAAGAAAGGACACGCUGAAAUGUUUCUCUGUUUCGAAUCUUUCUUGGUCCCCACCAUCGUCUACCGUCUGGAUUUUGCAGCCACUGACAGGGACGUCGCACCAGAGUUACAGGAAUUACGACGAGUUCGUGUACCUGGAAUGGAUGAAGGAGAUUUCGCGGUGCGGCAAGUAUUUUACGAGAGUAAGGACAAAACUAAGAUCCCCAUGUACAUCAUUUCAUUGAAAGCAGCGCCGAGGAACGGUGAUAGCCCAACAAUACUGUAUGGCUAUGGAGGGUUCGGUACCUCUAUGAUGCCGGGACUUUCCCUUGAUCAACUUUUCUUUGUGAGGCACUUCAAUGGUUACAUUGCAUGGGCUAAUCUUCGUGGCGGAGGGUAA
Cooperia oncophora is the source of this 1428-nucleotide messenger RNA. The record is from the annotation of a GenBank genome assembly. NCBI's taxonomy places the organism in Eukaryota, Metazoa, Nematoda, Chromadorea, Rhabditida, Trichostrongylidae.